AUGACGAAUUCUACAUUCUUCGGACUUCAUAUCGACGUUUCUGGGGAGGUACUUGGUGGCAUAAUCGUCGUGCUGACCAUUAUCGGAGGUCUCGCCUCGGGCCUUUUGCUUUGCUUGUUUUCACUCGAUAAGAAACGCCUAAAUGCCCUUAUUCAAGUUGGCAAUACCAAAGAUGCACGUAGGGCCCGUCGAGUGAUGAUGCUAUUACACAAAUCUAACUGGCUAUUGGUUACUCUUUUACUUGUUGAGGAUUUGGUGGUGGAAAUGAUGCCCUUGGUGUUUGACACGUUUUUAAAUUCAGUGGCAGCGAUAUUUGUCUCAGUUGGAAUCAUCUUGGUGUUUGCUGAGAUCAUACCACAGGCACUUUUUGUUCGCUUUGCAUUACAAAUUAGUGCUGCACUGACAUAUGGAGUACUGUUCGUUAUGUGUCUAACUUCACCUCUCACCUGGUCCAUCGGAAAGUUGCUUGAUUUUUUUGUUGGGGAUAAGGAAUCUUUUUUUUUGGGACGUUGUGAAUUACUUGAGCUCAUCCGCUUACAAGAAGAAAUGAGAAGUGAAAAACGAGUCAGAAACAUGUCUUCUUUGGCAGUAGAAGAUGCUUCGGCUUUGGAGGAUCAGGAUCAGGACUUUUCGCCGGUAGAGUCAAGUAUUAUGUUGGGUGCGUUGAGUAUGUCGGAAAAUACAGCUGGAGAUGUCUUGAAACGUGGUAUUGCUUCUGUUUAUAGUUUGCAGUGUGGCGCUCGCCUGACGAAGGAAAUUACCGAGGACAUUUUUUCUAGGGGGCUUCAGUUUGUUCUUGUUUACAAUGAUCCAAAUGACCCGACAAAUGUAACUAGCGUGCUUGAAACUAAGGUUCUUAUAUUGCUUAUUUAUUGCCAAGGUAACGACUCUGUGUCUCUUGGAGAACUUCCCCUACAUCCACUACCUCGUUUCCCAGAAACAACUCUUUGCAGCGAAUUGUUUGAGGCCUUGCAACACAUGGUGAUUCAGGUCGUCGCCAUUUCAGACGUUAGGGGCAGAGUGAUCGGAGUGUUGACAAUGCAGGAUAUUGUGGAGUUUGUCCACAAAACAUCGUUUCAGGCGGAGAUGGAUCCCAGGGCGAAGGUGCCCUUUCAAAUAAUGGUCCAUUCAUGGAAAAGGCUAUGCGGGGUGCGUGGGGACUACGUGGCAAGUGGCAGGUACAGCCUAACUGUGGGUGGAGGAAGAGGGGGAAGAACUCCUUCGACUUCCUCUUCACGCUGCAGUACGCCUCUCCUCCAACGCCCUACUUCUCGACAGGAUAUGCUGCAGUCAAACUUCACCCAAAUUAAAGUGUCAGAUGAAAACAAACAAUCAGACGAAAAGCGAACGAAAUAA
Molecule: messenger RNA, 1356 nt
Organism: Trypanosoma cruzi
Lineage: Eukaryota; Euglenozoa; Kinetoplastea; Trypanosomatida; Trypanosomatidae
Exons: 1
Coding region: 1-1356 (451 amino acids)
Biological process (GO): magnesium ion homeostasis
Cellular component (GO): intracellular membrane-bounded organelle
Source: RefSeq, a predicted model, not a curated record